UAAACAGUGGUAAAUUGUAUAACUAUCAGGAAAUAUCCUGCACAGUGUAUGCAGAGAGAUUGCAUGUUAGAGAUUGGUUUAGGUUCCCAAACUUUUUGGACAGUAAACAAUUUUAAAAUUUGUAAAAGGAAGUAAGCUGUAGGUCAUAUGACGUCAGUUUUUAUAUUAUAAGUUGGAUUUGUAAAUAAACGAAUGAAGGAAUAAAAAAAAAUAGGAUAGGCUUUACUUUGACAGACAAGGGUACACUUGAGUUGUUUUUAUGGAUGGUUUCUACCAGACAAAUCUAGCAUACCACAAUGGCUUAUGGUGCAAAGUUCUGCUUCGAGAAUAUGGUACUUCCAACUGUGUUAUUACGAGAACGACAUGUCAUGAUGAAGGUCGACUCGUCGUGUGAAAACAAACAACACCCACGCAGAGAUAUUUGAAUAAAAUUUAUGAAUGAAUCACGUAGUAAAAGUUCACAGUUAGCAGGUUAAGCCAUAUUUAUAUUUUGAAUGAAAGGAGUAUCAUAAAAAGAGGAAUAUCACCUGAUAUUAACCAAUCAGGAGGCAACGUUUUUAAAUGCCACUAUUUACAAAUAAAUCUUACAGCCAGGUUGUGUUGAGCGGGAGGAUUGGAUACAAGAUCGGUCCAAAAGUAGGGAAAAGGAAUGUCACUCUCCAGUACCGGAAGGUAAGAAAGGCACUUUCAUGUUUUGAAAAUGGAGAAUGUGUGAUCGACCGGCUUCGUCAAGUAAAUCUCUCAACACCAAAAAUGAUAUAAUGACCAAUAAUCAGCGGUCUAAAUCAAAGACAUAUGGUGAUACAGUAAUACAACAGUUUAGAAGUUUGAGGGACAAAGAUGAGCUGUGUGAUUUCCAGGUAUCAGCUGAUGGCAGAAUAUUUAAGGUUCAUAAAGCUAUGUUGGCUGCCACCAGUGAUUACUUCAGAGUCAUGUUUUCUGGUACAAUGGCUGAAAGUAAGCAAGACAUGAUUGACCUUAAAGGGGUUUCAGCAGAAGGACUUUUCCACAUCAUUGAAUUUAUUUAUAGUGGAGAAAUAGCAUUGACCCUUUUGAAUCUCCAGGAAGUAGUUCAUACAGCUAGUCAUUUGCAAGUCAUGUCUGCAUUAGAUCUUUGUAGUUCAUACAUCAAAUCUUUGCUGACAUUUGAGAAUGCCAAAGAUUUUCUGUCCAUUGCUAACACUUAUUCUUUAUAUGAAGUUCUUAAGCAUUGGCAUAAUCUGAUUCUGUCAAAUUUUUAUGACUUUGCCAAAACCAAACUCUUUGUUGAACUAGAUUCUUCUGAUUUAAUUGAUUACAUAAGUGAUGAUAAGUUGCGGACUAGUUCUGAAAGCAAAUUAUUUAAGAUUUUAGACAUUUGGUUUCGUUCUAAUCCUAGUAGCAUUGCAUCAGGUGUUGCAUUACGGGUAUUAAAUCAUAUCAGAUUUGGCCUGAUGACGGAAUUAGAGCUAAGUACAGUUCAAGAGAGUGAAGUGAUCAAACGAUGUGUGGGAUCUAUUCAGAAUGUCUUAAAAGGAUUCAAAUUCCACACAGAUUGCAGGAAAGGACAUCCUGUUAUUGAUGAGAGCUGUAUAAUCCGACAUUCUCGACCAGCACUGAUCUUAGUUCAUUACGGGUCUUCUCAUCAACCGUUCCAAAUUACUUCAUACGAUCCAAGAACUGAACAAUUUUACAGUUUGUUUUCUGAUUUGAAUGGAAGCAGAGAUUGUCGUAUUAAUGUGAUAGAUAAUUUUACUUACAUUUGUAGCAUAGUAGAUUUUGGUGGUGGAACUUUGAUGAGUUCCACUUUUAGAUUUGAUCCUAGACAUUUAGUUGGUCAGGAUCUGCCUCCAAUGAGAAAACUUAGACUUGACUUUGCACUUGUUGCUGACAAAGAAUGCUUGUAUGUGUUUGGAGGAAGCAAUGAACAGUAUGCUAUCUUAGACUCUGUUGAAUGUUUCAAUGUGAAGACAAAUACAUGGUCAGAUUUACCUCCUCUUCCUUCAGCUGUCCACUCACUUGCUGCAGAAGUUUAUGGUGACAAAAUCUACCUCUCAGGAGGUGUGUCUAGUCAUGAUCGUCAAGCAACAAAUACAUUUAUCUCAUAUAGUCCUGGAUCAAGGAAAUAUGAUUCAAUGCGAGGGAUGUUUUAUGCUCGUAGAGUGCAUGAAAUGGUCGCCUUCAAAGGCAAAAUGUAUGUAUUUGGAGGAAUUCCAAGACGAGGUGUUCCCUUGCACGGACAAAUUCCUAUUGAGUAUUAUGAUUUUGAGACAAAUCAAUGGAAUAUGCUUUCAUCUACUCUCAGCGGAAGGUCCAUUGGACACUACAUUGUGUUUGAGAAUGAAAUUUUAUCAUUAGGACAUGAGCAUCAAAAUGCUAAGGAGAAUGAGAUUUGGGUAUAUAAUCCAGACUGUGAUAGUUGGAAAAAUUAUGCGAAAGCACCUCAGCGAGCAAACCUCACUUCAGCAAUAUGCUGUCAGAUGCAAGUCAAUUUUGAUGACGAAAAAGUUGUUAAAAAGGUUUUUUGAAAGAAUAGAAAAUCAAAAAAGAAA
Mytilus californianus (California mussel) is the source of this 2531-nucleotide messenger RNA. RefSeq names its product kelch-like protein 9. Gene Ontology annotation, molecular function: protein binding. The transcript has 5 exons. The record is from RefSeq and is a predicted model, not a curated record. Bases 708 to 2507 code for a protein of 599 amino acids. Lineage: Eukaryota; Metazoa; Mollusca; Bivalvia; Mytilida; Mytilidae.